Anopheles coluzzii is the source of this 6123-nucleotide messenger RNA. RefSeq lists its product as uncharacterized. The transcript has 14 exons. Bases 973 to 6030 code for a protein of 1685 amino acids. Gene Ontology annotation, molecular function: G protein-coupled receptor activity. Gene Ontology annotation, cellular component: membrane. Lineage: Eukaryota; Metazoa; Arthropoda; Insecta; Diptera; Culicidae. The record is from RefSeq and is a predicted model, not a curated record. Gene Ontology annotation, biological process: G protein-coupled receptor signaling pathway.
UGUGCCUGUGUGUGUGUGUGUGUGUUUGUGAUGGUUAAUCAAACAAGUGACAUGUAAAAGCUGUUAACGUCGUGCACCGCGACGCCCGUCCGUGUUUAUCGAAACCGCUGGCCGCUGCCCGCAGACCCCAGAAGUCCCAUCCCCGGAUGCGUGAUGAUAACUUUCAACCACGGGAACGCUUUGAAGGAGCGUCACAACUAGGAAGAGACAACUGCUCCUACUGACAACUGGCAGCAGUAGGCGCCGCUAGUUGCUAACAAGCGAUUUUGUUUUAUUAGUGAGGUGAAAGUGGAUAGUAGUGGUGCUGCUUGGUUGGAGGGUGUGAGAGUGAGGGCGCGCGGUAAAAUCAAUAACAUAAUCCGCCCUGAGCGGCUUACGCGCCUGAUUGAUCGAUUUGCCGAUGAAGCUGGCAAUGAAGCGGUACGGCCGGUCUUAGCCCAGCCCAGGGUCGGGCAGAAAGAUGCAGCCAGUAGUGAUGCCGGGGUCGGGGUGAUAAAAACAAUACGUAGAAUCAACAGGAAAUCACUACCAACCCGGCCCCCCUGGGGCUCUUGUUUACAACUGUGUGUGUGAAAGUGUGAGUGUUCGUUUGUGUGUGUGUGCGUUGUUUAUUACACUAGCAUCCCCUUCUUUCCCUGACUUCCUUCCAAAGCGUCGUUCUCGUCGCCAUCCUUCCCUUUCCAUUAGUAGAAUACGCUUCCCCGAAGCCCUGGUCACGCCCGUCCACAGCGGUUGUGCUCUGCGCUAUGCUAAAGGUGCUGAAAAAUUGGCCCCAAACAACGCACACCAACACGUCACGACGCCUGAAUUGCUUCAUUACUUGCCAUUACCCUGAUCUGUGUGCCGGUGCUGUGUUCAAGCGCACAAACACAAACACACCCAUAGUGGAGUAGCUUCACACAAACACGCAAAUGUGCUGAGCUGGCCUGAGCAGGAAGCAGCAGCCAGCCAGCCAGCCAGCCGCUUUUAACAAUGUUACGUCAGUGCCAGUUCGUGCUCGUGGCGCUGGCGUGCUUCGCGGCUAAUUGCUCCGGCACCAGCUCGGAGUACUUAAUCAUUCGGCAUGGCCGGUCGCGGGUCCGCCACUCGAGCGAGAAGGACCACAUCCGGUGGGGCCUGCAAGUGUUCGACAACUUUACGCUGCUCGACUACGAUGCGGGCGGCUCGGGCAGCGGGUCCGGCAGCGAGGAAACCCUUCCCGCCAGAGAGUCACAACAAGGGUCGAAUGGUGGUGGUGGCGGUGGUGGUUCCCGCGGAAACACGCUCACGAUUCGGUUUGACGAGUCCGAAGAGCUGGAGCGCAUGAUUGAGCUAAGCGAUUUCGAUAACCUGCGCUUCGGCGGUAGCGGGACGCCGGAACCGCCGGCACGCCCGGGCACGGUACCGACCGGCCGGGAGCGGAAGCUUAUCAAGAAGGAGAUAAUGGAAAACAUUCGCCGCACGGUCGACAAGGGUCUCGAGUACCUGAAAGCGCACCACAACCUCGACGAGGUGAAAAUCGAACUCGUCCCAUCGUUCCGGGACACGCAGGCGGUGCGCAAGCACGCCGGUAAACGCAUCCCGUCCGACACAGCAACGAUUGACAGCAGCAAUCGUGCGGAAGAGCAAUCGAGCAGCAGCAGCAGCAGCAGCAGUGCGAUAACCGUCCCGAUGAGUUCGGGUGCUGCAGCUGGUCGGAAACCGGCGUUGCCAUGGGCGGUGGAGGACGUUGGUCCGGUCGCUAAAAGCGUCCAGCGCUCGCCGAGCGCUCAAGUGUCCGCAUCCAAUCAACGACUAAUCUCGUUAGACGCGAUUCCCCGCAACCCGCUGUUGCUGCUCAGCCCGGGCUCAACCCAGUCGCCCGGUGUGAUGGAUGCGGACCACCGUUCACCGUACGAGUGGCACCGAGGGUCAAGAGUUGUAUCGGAUGGGGUGGAUUAUCCUAAUGACAUGCCGGUGGCGGACGCGGCGGCGGCGGCGGCCGUUGACACCGGUAACGCGGCGGACGAUGAGCGCGAGCAGGAAGCGGAAGGCGACGUGGACGACAGCGACGGGCUGCUGCAGGACGAUGAUCCGCUGCUGCAGGAGCCCGAGCUGGAGCAGGAGCAGGAGGAAGCGCCGGCCGAGGCACCGGACGCGGCCGACAUUAACAACGUUUUCCACAUGGAGGAGGCCGACCUGAGCGAGCUGGACGAGACGAGCCGCAACAACCGGCGCAACCUGAUGAAGGGCCGGGACGUGGUCACGCAGUUCCUGCAGAUCGUCGAGAGCCAGCACCUGCUCGGGGCGAACUGUACCGCCGGCACCGCGCUCAACCUCGGCGAGGGUGUCGUCGACCGGUACGCGCAGGAUCGGUUUCGCGUCGAGGCGGAAAUUGCCGUCAACCGGGCGAACAUGCUGACCAGAAUCUUCAAGUUCUCGUCCGCGGACGUCCAGGCGUCCGAGCACCUGUUGCACGCGUCCGUCCUGUCGAUGGUGGAGUUUGACGAUGACAUUUUUGCCGGCGGAAACUGCUUCGACUGGAACCAGCAUCCGGCCAAGCGGGGCCUGUUCUGCCCGUUCGCCUACCGGCUGCCGCCCCCGGACCAGGGCGCCUCGCUCGUGAAGGAUCUGGCGCUCGAGUACCACUACUUGGGCAACACCUCGGAAUGGUUCUUUCUGGCGCGGAAAAACGCCGAGAAGGUCAUCGCGCGCAACGAGCAGUACAUUAAAUCUUUUCACGUAUACACCAACAACACCGAACGGCAGGCGGACGAAAUCCUAUCGGUCAAGUACGAGGACGGACGAUGGUCAAAGCCGUACUACGACUGUGGCGGCGGCAAUAUCUGGAUGCUGACGUACACGGUACCCUUCUUCGGCUACGAGAAUGGGACGUACUUUUUCAAGGGCACUUCUGGCAUCGAUAUCGAUUUAAGGCGCGUCGACAUUGAUCAGUGUCCGCAGAAGAACUCCCCAUCGGGGGCACCGCAGCCGCUCAACAUAUUCGCCGGCACGGACAAAUGCAAGCAGCGCACGACCGAGUGUACACCCAUCCCGGGGCUUGGCUUUCGGCGUGGCUCGUACCGGUGCAUCUGCCGCAAGGGCUACUACUUUCCCGACACGACGAUCGAGCAGAAGUACUUCAACGGCAGCACGCUGGAGGAAGAGUACGAGAAGCUUAUGCUGAACGAGUACAGCACGUACAGCAUCCCGAACUCGUACGAAUGUCUGCCGUGUGCGGAAGGCUGCGACUACUGCGAGGAUGCAUCGCCGUGCGUGGCCGCCCUGAACUGGCCGAUGCGUACGUCCAUUCUCGUGCUGGCCUGUGCCGUCAUCGGGCUGCUCCCACCAGCGGCCGUGUUUACCUUCAAGUACCAGCAAGUGAAGGUUGUAAGGGCGGCCAGUCCAGCGCUGCUGCGUGUAAUUGCAUUGGGCGCAUUUUGCAUUUAUUGCACGUCGGUGGUGAUGUAUCCGCCCCCGUCGCUGUACUCCUGCACCGCCCGCAUCUGGUUGCGGGAAAUUGGCUUUUCCCUGACGUACGGAGCGCUGAUGCUGAAAACAUGGCGGAUAUCGGUAAUUUUCCGUGUUCGGUCAGCGAAAGCGGUCAAAAUUACCGACGCCUACCUGCUGAAGCGGAUCGGUGUGCUGUGCGGUUUCGUCGGGAUAGCGCUACUCGUCCGAACGCUGGUCGCACCGCCGGUAGUGAUCGUCGGCCGCACCGCCGACAAUCUGAAGGCGUUCCUGUGCAAAACGGAUUGGUGGGAUCAUACCUUCACCUCACUGGAGGUCCUGUUUCUGGCCUGGGGCGUCCGGCUCUGCAUCAUGGUCCGGAAGGCACCGUCCGAGUUCAACGAAAGCCGCUUUAUAUCGAUGGCGAUCUACAACGAAUUUCUACUGACCUGCUUCCUGAAUGUGUCAAUGUUGUUCCUGCAGUCGCCGGCUAAUCCCGAUUUAUUGUACAUCAUAUUUUUCUGUCACACGCAGCUAACGGUCACGCUACUGUUGGCUUUGAUUUUUGGCAGCAAGGUGUACCUGGUGUUCCGGGGCGGUGGCAAGCAUCAGGACGACCCGACCGGGCUCGGCAUCAAACCAUCCGGUGCCAAAUUUAUUAGCCGCUCGCACGGACGUACCUUUGCGAACGCUAGCAGCGUCACGACGUCGACCGCCCAGCUCGGGGCCAACAUGGCGAACGAAGGUCGCCUCACGGAAACGGAAGCGCUGGAGGAGCUGAAGCUCCUCUACACCCAGCUCCAGCGGCUGUACGAGCGCAUCCCGCAGCGUGGCGCCGCCAUCCUGACCGUCGCCAGCCUGAUGGAAGCGUGCCGGACCACCUCGCUGCGCCCACCGCCCGCCCUCGGUGCGCCCAGCCCGCUGAAAGCGAUAAAGGCCGCCGCUGCACCGGACGGCCUGUCGGUGGCAUCGGGCGCAACGGGCAUCCCGUCGCCAGCGCCCACCCCAACCACCAUCCUGCGGCUGGACAAGAGCACCAACACGAACACGACCGCAACGAUCCCGAACGGGUCGGUCACGACCGCACCGCCCGGAAAUGGGUCGAUCGUUCCGCUACCCGCCCAAACGCGCAUCACCAUCACGGACGAGCUGGACGGGCCGGAGGAGGCGGUGCCCGACCUCGCCCGGCCGAACUGUCUCCGCUCGAUCGAUGGCAGCGACUUCCGGCUCGACCACCAGCAGCUGCAGUGCAUGUGCAGCGGCGACGAGGAGUACGGUGAGGCCGGCCAGCGGGACCCACUGUCCCGGUCGAUGGAGCUGACCGGCCGGCGCAACAACAGCAAUGGUUGCUGCUGCAGCUGCGCCUGCUGCACCUCGACCCGCACCGCACAGCCGCAGCAGCAGCACGGCCGGCGCAACGAUAGUGUGAUAAACAAUUCCACCAGCGCCGGGGUGCUCACCGGUGCGGGCAGUGCGGUUAAUUGUAAUUGUAAGAUAAGUGGAGUGCACGUCAAAUCCGGUUCCGCUUCCGGGUGUGCCUGUAGUGCGGGCGGGCGGCGGCAGGACGCAACGGUCGGGAGUGCCGGGCCGUUGCACAAAGCCAAACAGCACACCUCGGAGCUGGUGCUCAACUGUCAGUUUGUCGAUAGGAGCAGCGCGGAGCACCGGAAGCAACAGCAGCAGCAACCGAACUCAACACAGCAACAAAUGCAUCCUUCCCCGCAUCACCAUCAGCGUGCCUCCAGCACCAGCGAGUGUGGUGAGUUCAGUACAAAAGCUUUCGAAUCUUGUGAUAAUCUGCUACAUCAGCAGCAGCAGCAGCAACCAGUCCGCCAGCACCAGCGGCACAACCACCCAUCGGGCACCGGCCCCAACACCCUUGUAGAUAGCCAGGCGACACAGACACAGGUGGGGGUGGCCGGGACGCUUGCCCAGCUGGCGCCCGCCACCGACGAGGCCACGAUCCGGUCGGUGAAUCUAGAAAAGUUUAACAAAUUGUACGCCAACAACAGCAGUAGGAUAGAUAGCUUGAAGGAGCACUUUCUGAUGCGGAACGCGCUCACGACCGCGCUGCAGCAUCUGGAAAUUGAAAACCGGUCCAGGGGCCAGGGGAGCAGAGCGAGAGGAAGGGAGCCGGUGGAGCAGGGUGGGGGUGGCGGUUGUGGUGGCGUGACGGAACCACCGGCAAGGGACACAGCAGUGCAAACGCAGCACGAACAACAACAAUCAAGCACGGUGGCCCCCGGUAACCCGGUCGGCCGGGAUGAAGCAAUCAAUAGUAAAUGCAAUAGCAGUAGUGGUAGUAGUAGCUGUAGUAAUAGCAGUAGCAGCAGUGCCGGUGGUAGUAGCGAAACCAAGCGCAACAACCACGGCAGUCGGAGGGGCGAAAGCAGCAACGGCAGCAAGGGCAGCAGCAGCACCGGCAACAGUGCCGCCUCGCCGGAAACGUCGACCGCCGGUGGGGACGGUGCGGAUGGCGGGGAGGGCGGCAGUGAGGGUGGGGCGAGUGGCGAGGUGGGCAGCACCAGCACGAGCGGGACGAAGAAGAAAAAGUCGCCCGAAAAGCGGCUCGUUAUCGAUCUGAACGAUCGCUCCAAGUACACCGAGGAGGUGUCGGUGUGAGGCACUGCCGUGAGGAGUUGAGGUGGAUAGGACAGACACAUGCAAAAUUUUACGACACAAUUGUGUGUCGGUGUGUCUCUGUGUGUGUGUGUG